AGAUCGGCCAGCGCGACGACGUGACGUGCGCGACAUACGGUACGUGUCAUUAUAAUCGGUCCGCGAAGUACGUAAGAAUGCGUAAUCUCGUUUAACGGUUUUCUCCAUCGAUCCCGAUCUCCAUCGAUCGCGUGUGGUGUCAGUGAAGCGCGGCGAAAAAAAAAAUAACGAACUGUGAACUAGGAACGAGAACGGUGUGAACGGUGAACGGCGAAAGACUCGUUUCUCGAGGAGAGUGAAAAUAAGAAGAGGCAGCGAAUACACGUCAACGAUGGCAGAUCGUCCCGCCUGUAUCGCGAUCGCUGUCCUGUUGCUACAGCUCACAGCUUUCGCGAACGCGAUAGAGCCUCACCUGGAGAUCAUGCCAAGCGGCGACACGCAGACGAAGCCGAUCGGCUCCAGCAUCAUUCUCACGUGCAAUCCGAAGGUAGACAAUCCGGAGCUCGUCCAGGACAUGCAAUGGCUCGAUCCGCAGAAUCGCGUGAUCGAGUCUCUCAAACUCUCCGUCUUGCCGAUCGAAAGAAAUCAUGACCUUAUUUCUUCCAACACGCACACGGGUCACUCCAAGCCUGCCAUGUACACUGAGCUGCAUCAGGAUCAUGGUCUGUCCCUGCUCUUUAAUUCUCUCCAGGAGGAGCAGGCUGGCAAGUACACCUGCAAGGGUACUUAUGCGCAUAACCAGCCAUUGAACAAGUCCGUGACGAUCGAUACCAUUAUUGCGAUCACGUGGGACGACGCGCCGAUAAAUCAAUAUCCAAUUCUCGGGGAGGACUUUUCUAUUAUGUGUCGAGUACGCGCUAGGCCUUCACCUUCAGUCGAUUGGCUUUACAAUGGGGAAUUGAUAAAGACGAACGAUCGCUAUAUCAUAAAUGCAUACUCCUUAAAGAUCAAGAAUGUACAAGAAUCCGAUGAUGGUAUAUACACUUGUCGUGCGUCGGUGCUGACAACAGGAGAAUUGCAAGAGCGACUUAUCCGCGUUGAGGUACACACACGACCGUCGAUCGAGGAAUUUCCGAACCCGAUAGAUAUCAUUGAGGGUGAGAACGCAAAUAUCGAGUGCAGGGCCACUGGCAAACCGCCGCCAACAUUCACAUGGAUCAAGACUCUCACCCAGCAGAAUCUCUCCAUUGCCGAUCGCUUCGGUGUCGAUCCGGUUACAGGUGUGCUUACCAUUACUAACGUGAAUCGCGAAGAUGCGGGCGAGUAUCAGUGCACCGCGACAAAUCUUGCCGGUACAGUCAACACCAACCUCCAGGUGAACGUAAUUGUCAAGCCGAAGAUUAUGGAGUUUCAAAACAAGACCGUGGUUGAGGGCAAGAGCACGGAGAUUAUGUGCAAGGCCUUCGGCCGGCCGCCUCCCGUGGUGACCUUUAGGAAACUCACGGCCGACAAGCAGUACGUGAUGGGCGCUCAGCCGCAGGACGAUCGAAUAAUCAUGACGUACAGACCGAAUGACGUGUCCGGCGAGACGGACGGCAUCUUAACGAUCCAAAACGCUCUUACCAACGACGACGGUCUGUACGAGUGCGUGGCGGAGAACGCCGGCGGUGUCGCUUACAAGAACGGCCACCUGACAGUCGAGUUCCCGCCCUCCUUCCGCAACAUGCCAAACAUCACGGUCUAUUCGUGGGAGCAGCGGCCGGUGAAUCUCACCUGCAUCGCCGAGAGCAUACCGAACGCAACGAUACGCUGGACCAUGUUCGGUGAUCGGACAGUCGAAAACGAUAUCAUGAUCCAGGUGUUUGGCAACGGACCAAUCUCUACUCUUCAGAUACGGCCGGUCGAUCGGAGGUAUUAUACCAAUUACAAGUGUAUCGCCGCGAAUACUCACGGCACGCGAGAACACAUAAUCGAGCUGAAAGAGGCAACAAAGCCCGCCGAACUCUUGAGCGUUAAAACAGUCGAACUCACCGCCACGUCAAUAAGAUUCGAUCUGAUACCACCGACACCUCCGGAUCUACCCGUCAAAACCAUUACCGUGCAAUACAAGGAUAAUAAUCAGAUCUGGCAAAACGCGAAAAACAAGACGUGGUCUGUCGGUUCUGUAUAUGUCAUCGAGGGCUUGAAGCCGCAGACGCCUUACGAUUUCCGCUUCGCGGCGAUGAACGACGUCGGUCUAGGUAAUUGGGGUAACGAGCAGCACGAGAUCACACCUGGCAGGACGGUGCCAAACCAGCCAAAGAUCCUGACUACGCCUGGCUCUGAGUACGAGCAGUCAGCAUUCAAUAAUCAGUACGAGCUCAGUUGGCUGGCGCCGCCCGACAACGGCGAGCCCAUCGACAUGUAUCUGAUUAAGUACUGCCAAAUAAGACGGGUUACGGGCGAAUGGGAAUUGGUGGACAAUACCUGUCAGGAGAUCAAGACCCAGACUAGGACGAGGCAGUAUCUGAAGGGCUUGAGUUCCAAUACCUUUUAUCAGGUCCAGCUGCAGGCUCACAACAUAAUAGGCUACAGCAAACCCGGAUUCGCCAAGUUCAGGACGGCCAAAGAAUCUGCGGGCAACACUGUGGACUACGUAUUAGAAUCUGCUGCUGGUGAUACUUGCAAGAUCGCCGUGGCCACCAUAACUGCAGCAGUAAUGCUUCUAUCUCUAGCCAUUUAGAGUCGCCGUAAGGAAUAUUUGCUCCUCGCAUUCGCGCUAAUCCUCGUGAACCGUCAUAAACACACGCGUGUACGAAGAGAGGCGAAUUCAUCGACAGUACAAGCGAGAGACACCACGAUGGAUGAGAAAGAAAGAGAGAGAGAGAGAGAGAGACAUACACACGCUCUAUUAAUAUAACACACAAUCAUUCGUGAUUUCCUUGCGAAUCUAGUGUUUCGUUCGAAUUUGAUCUGAAUAAUAACGCGAAUCUCACGGAUACUCGAAACUGAAAAAAUAUUCGCGCGAGACACAAUGACGAAAGUUAAACGCGCGACAUUCAUACACACACGUACACGCGCAAUUGUGUGUGUCGUUCAUUUAUACCCUUAUAGUGUAAUAAAAGGAUCAACAACAACGAAGAGCCGAGGGGAAAAAAAAAAAUUGAUUCAACGAUACAUUCCGAGAUAGCGUUUAAGUAGGGUUUUAUAAGAAGAGAAAAGCGCGUAAGAGAAGGAGACCCGCGCGAAGCGAAGUGUAUAUUUAUACUUAUUAUUUGUUAAAUGCGCUCACUGUGUUAGUUUAAACGUACUGGUACGUUUUCUUCUUAAUUUUUUUUUCCUUUCCGGAUUGUGCUAAGGCUGUAUACUCCUUUGGGUAAUUCUUGUAAGUGACGGGUGCGCUCACCUGUUGUUCGUCGUGGUGCGAGGAAACUCACGUGACCAAAAUGAUAACGUAUAUUGUAUCUCAGUUAUAAUAUUCCGUCUUACACAAACGCGUUAUACAAUUUUUAUUUUAAUAAUUAAAGAUAUUCAGAUUUAUCUACAUUCUUAAAUGGAGAGUUAAGGUAUUUAUAAGUCACUGACGACAUGUUCAGUCGUCAGAUUUUUGCAAUUUACGAACUUUUGUAUGUGGGAUUAUAUUAUAGCGAUAAUUAAAAAGAAAGGAAUGUGCUUCCCUAUAUAUAUAUAUAUAUAUAUAUACAUAUAUAUAUACAUAUACGUACGUCGGUUCGAGCGCGAACAAUUUAUGAAACAGAUAUCUGGCUACGAGCGUGAGACUAUAAGGUAGCGAGACAGGUAUAAGAGUGCUACUGCCCUCAAUUGCCAACUAUUCACGCGCAAAGCUCGGCGACGAAAGAAAAAAGUCGAUAUUAAGAGGCGAGCAGUCGCGAGUUGUAAUCGCGGCGACUCGUAAAUCGCGCACACGCGAAUACGAAUGUAAUACUCGUACCUCGUCGAAUGCCUGCAAUCGGAGCACCAGAACCGUUCAUAUUGCAUUAAUUAAUAUACGUCGGGUACUAAUUUUAGACGAAACUUUUUUUUCACGUGCCUUUUUUGCGAUCUAACUUUUUUUUAAAGAGGAAGUUGAUAAUAAACGUUUUAAGGAGAUGAUAAGGAGAACGCAAUGGAAGGAAGAGGGAGAGGAACAAUAGAGCGAUUAAGGAAACUUGAGUACUUGGACUAGCUCGCCGAUCCAUCAUGGGGCUGUCGGGGGAAAAGAAAAGAUUAAUCGAGUUAUAUAAUGCAUAAGAAACGCGAUGAAAGAAUCUUGUACUACGGUCCUUGUCGGUGGAAAAAAAAAUCCGUUUUUAUCGAUGAAUACGUGGACAGACAAAGCGCGAAGACAUUUUCCUGUUUGAGUCGACGACACUCUCACAAGUCGCAUCCGUGCGAUAUUCUUUCGCGAGCCAAAGAAUUUCACACGGGGGAAUCCAGAACCCUUAAUUCUAGAGCCCGACUCUAUCCAAGUGCGAACGUAGACUUGAAAUAGUAGAGCCGCGAAAAUUGACAAGAGAUCGCUUUACAUAUUCCGCAAAGCUAAAAUUUAUUUGCAUUUUUAUAAGGAAUAAUUUAAAGUUGCGCUAUAUUUUAAAGUUUUUUUUUUUUUUGUUUUAGAGAUUCAAAAAUUUUUUUUUAUAUUUUACCACAAUGAAAUUAUACAUCAAAUUAUUAUAAUAUAACAGCUGAUUAGCAUAUAUUUUAGUUGUUUUAUAUAUAGAGAAAUUAUAUGUAACAUCGUAUUCUCCCUUCUCAUGAAGAACAUUUCUUUAUAAUAUUUAUUUAUUUUGAGUGUAAUUUCAUUGCAAAUAAUUAUAUGAAUAUUCUCGGAUUGUGUUCGAUUCAACAGUCGAGUUCUAGGAUUAAUCGCGCGGCAAAAUUUGAGAGAGUCCACACAUACAAUGACUCGCACGACUGGCAGACUGGCAAUUAAAUUUUUCAGUUGAAUUGAUUUCAGUGUGAUUGCGUAUGAUUUUUUUCUCCUCUCUUGCCUUUGAUUUUGUUUAAUAUUUUAACUUUCUGGGAAAGCUCGUGCAGUCAUUAGUUCUGCUUGACUAGUUUUGAGAUACGUGUUUAGUGUGCGCAUGAUCUGUGUGUUGCGAUAUCAUUACGAUUAUAUAAUUCUCUCUUAUUACAUUUAUAGUAUAAUUAUAAAUUUAUUAUUAUUAUGCCGUAGUUUUUUCUUACGUAUUCUACAUAACCGCCGCUACCGAUAAUAGCCGCAACUUACCGCCAUCUAAUUAUCACUAGAAACCAUUGUCGUGAUUAAUUACUAAUCUCUCGGGCGAGAUAAGAACAGGAAUCGAGAGCGAUCUAAUUUCGACGAGUUCAAAUUACGAUGCGAGAGACACACAAAUGUCAUUUUCAACGUGAAAUGGAACUGGAAAAGUUGGAUAAAGAUUACUUAUUUAAAUGUACUAAUUAAAUGUCUUGUAAUAGCUAUUUGAUUACGCAGUAUAUUUUGUUUUUGCAUAAUGAAUAAUUACAGGAUUAUAGAAAAUGACUAGAAAUUAAGAGUCAUAGUUUUUGUCGAUUAUUACAAACGCUGAGUUCCUUCCAUUCGUCCGUUCGUCUAUCAAAAUAUACCAUAUAAUUAUUCCGAUCAAUGAACUUAAUAGCAAAAUAUAUCCUUCCGUAUUCUUUCGUGUCGGAAAUUGAACUCGGCGGAAUUAUUAUGCAGUUUCGAUCCCUGGAUAAGAGACUACAAAAGGAGCGCAGUUCGAUCUCGAAGGCCUGGUCGUAUCCGGAACGCGGGCGGUCUCUUACCUCAAGUGCCUGUAGUCACACACAUACACACACACAUACACACACACACACACACACACACACACACACACACACACACACACACACACACUCAAUACAUACGCAAUUGACCGUUUCCCUUGAGGCUCGCGCGAAAAACAUCGACGAUCGAUCUCGAUGUGACGAGGUCUUCGACCUGUAUCUUUCACGUCCCUUUUAUUGUAUGUCUUCGCAAAUACCUGGGUUCCUAGAUAUUAGCCCACAACGCAUGGCAUGCGCUUUGUUAUCGUUACCAUCCCCCUUUCCCGGGUCCCCUCUUCUCUCUUCCUCUCCCUCUUUUUCUUUUUUUUUUUUAACUUAGCGAUGCGUCGCGCCGAGUUCCAUUCGGCGGUGUUCCCAUUCCACACACAACAUAUUCUUCCCGUUUCGACGGAGAACAUGGAGAACUCGAGAGUUCGCGAAUUCCUCGACGUCAGAUACAGCAAACGGUGUAUAGAAUUUUGAUAAUGGAUUAUUUUCCAGCACAUACGAGAUCGAUUUUUCAUAAGAAAGUUUAUAAGAAUUUAAAACUGAUCGCUGCUUUUCGAAAAAUCCUGCAAAUUGGAAGAAAUUGAUAAAAUUAGCUUCGAGAGAGCUUUAUUUUGAAUAAAUCUGAUUUUAGCAGAGAUCUUAUCAAGUAAAGCUUAUUGAGCAAAUAAACCGCGCGUGCGCGAUAUAUUUAAUUCUAAAAAAUAUUGAAAAACUGAUUGCGAUUAAAUUUGCGCUAAUGAAAGAUCGAUUUCAUGUAUUUGUUCGUGAAAAUUCUAUCAUGAAACUUUAACACGAUUCUAAAGUGGAGAUGGACCAUAUUACAUACACGAAUAUAGCAUAAGAACAAUACGAUUUAUAUUAAUUGCCGAUUAUACCGAAUAACAUUAUCCGAUCGGCGAUAAUGUGAUAACACCAAGCCGAGAUACCCAUUGACGUUCGUAACAAACUUGUAUCAAGAUUGAAGCGCACAUGGCCGUACUAUCACGAAUAUUUGUGCGUUCGCAGAUCUAGCAAAUGUCGGUUAGAAUCUCGAUAUCUUGGAGUCAGACUGACCAAUAAUGUUGUUUCGAAAGAAAAAAGAAAAAUUUAACGGAAAUGCGAAUCUAUCAUGUUGGCAGUUGAAUCUCUUCUUGUCCGACUUUUUUCUUUCGCUUAUCUUUCCGAGAUAAGUUGUAUAAACUAGUAUUGAUCAAUUUGGCUUCAGGGUAUCGACACGAACGUAUCGAUAACGUGAAAGCCGAUAUGUACCGAGACUCCAGCCACCAACAUCGUGAUUAGAUACCACGUGAUAGAUGGACCACAACGGAGCCUCUCCUUACUUCCGUUUACGGUCGAAUCGACCAGAAAAAUUCGACUAGACUCGCAAUCGAUACAAGGAAGAAGACAAUGUUGUUAUUGACGCGCAAACGCGCUGUUUUACCCUCCCGUAACAAUAAUCUCUCAAUCUUGGAAAAGCCGCGAGACGAAUGAAAGGCGCGGGGAAAAGGCUUUAUAUAAGCCUUCGGAUACGCGGCGAAGAAGGACGAGCUCGGGCGGAAGGCUUUAAAACUAUUAAGACAAUGUCGACAAUGAGCAGCGCAGCCGUGAAAGGAGGAAGGGAGGGCGAGGGAGGGAGGGAUAGUUGCCCAAACGGUUCCGUCGUGAAUUCUCUCUUCGACGAGCUUUCCUCUAUUCCGGCGAAAAUCGCCCGCCAAGAGAACACGUUCCUCGUAACCGGCCAACGGAGAUUCGCGCUCUGUCUCGCUAGAAGGAUCCGUGGAAUUGCAAUAGCGAAGUAUAGACUACAUAGUAUCGAUUUAGUACAUCGAACUCCGACAAAGAGACUCUGGGGCCUCUUCCGUCAUUUCGCUUUGUCAAAUAGAAUCCCGCACAAUUCGGCCCGAGUCUAAUCUACUUUUCUCGUUUCCCGGAACGCUCUGUGUAAAGUCGUUUAUCGCGCGUUUACCUGGAAAUGCGAAUUACCUUGACGUCGCUCUCGUGCGCGAAACGAGUUUUCGACGCUGUCCGAAUAUUAUUAUUAUUUUUUUUAAAUUCGUUAUUUAUAACGCAUAUCCGAGUAUAUUCAUCGCGAGAUCGCUCGAAAUUAGAUAGUUAAAUUUAGCAAGUUUUUGAUGAGAGUAGGAACCGUUUAUAUACAUAUAUAUAGCUUGAAAGGAUAUGAAAGCAGAGCUGAAUUUAACGCCAAAAGCGCUCGGGAAUAGUUACGAGUUAUACAAAUGGCUCUUUCUGCGCGAUUGUUCGACGUGUGUUCGCGAUUCACGUGGGAGGGACUAAUUACGAGAGCAGUUUGUUCACUCCCGCCUCCUCUCCGGAGAGGAGAUUCAAACCGAUCCUCCGGCACGAAUCGAUCGAAGCCUCUCGAUUCUUGCGCCGGGAUUGUCUCUCAUGCUCCGGCUUUGUUUUGCACUCGAGAAUCGAUCCCUCGCGCAAACUGCGCGCCCCCGGAUAAAUUGCGAGCGUAUAAAUGCUCCGUUCGCCGACGGCUCACGACUCAUUGUUCCGCGCCGAGCGUUUGCUUUCACCCGACGUUUCGAGCACACCGGAGUCGUGUCAUCAUCUCGAGGACGCGAUUCCGCGAUGGACGAGGGGCAAAUCAAUUAGCGGGGAAAACGCCGGGAUUAUUCCGACCGACUCGCCGCCUCUCGUCGAGUGGUUGCACGAUCAUCUCGGGAAUUCGUCUCGCGAGAAGAAACGUAGCCUCGUUGUGGGUCGAGGUAUAAUCGCAAUUUUAUAAUUUCGUUGAUAUAAUCAACAGUUGUCAUUUAAUAAUUUUUGCCGACAAUGAAAAAUAAAAUCUUUUUCUCAUUCAAUUUUUUAACUUAUAUUUUGACUGUCAGAAUGCGUUAUUUUUUUUUUUUCUCUUAUUAUUAUUUUCAUCUUGUCAAGAUAGAACUGUCGCGCCGCGUAUCCCUCGAGAGAUGCCGAAAUAAUACGCGCCGGGUAUACAUAUAAUCUCGACGUGUCUAUGUUCGAGCAAGAAAUUUCCCAGCAGCAACAGCGGCACAGCAGCAGCAGCUGGAGUGUUUCUCGUUACGGAGAUAAUCUCUCCGCGCGCGCGCGUGCAAAUGGAUCGCUCGAGAGGAGAGCCGUGUGUUUGCGCUGGCUUGAUGCGCCGCGUCCAUCCUCGAGUAUCUUGCGCGGGGAGAUAGAAACAAGGGAAUACACAGAAGAGAGCCCGAAUAGGUUCGCUCGCGAAUCCGUUCGUGGAACCCUCUCGUGGAACCGGCGCCGCUACCGCUUAUAAAUAGCAUCCUCCGCGUCGGGAGAGGAUGAACCGAGAUGAUCGGCGAGAGGAUCGCAGAGAGAGAGAGAGAGAGAGAGAGAGAUGAACAAACAUAAGCACGAUAUCUCUUCGCGAUCUAUUUCCGAUAGAUGGUUUUCGCGCGUCGAAACGGUUCUGUUUCAACUCUCUCCUAUUGUUAUCGAAAUUGUUCUUUUUUUUUGCAAUUCGUUCUUUUCCUUUAUCGUACUCCGAUUUUGCAGCAAAUUAUAUUUCCACAGUAGUUUCACACGCGUGUAAUGACACGUACGUCGUAGAUAUUAUUCGGCAUAGAUGAGAAAAUUUUCAUUUCUUCUCGAAAUUAAAUUUAUCAUUCCAUUCUGAAGGCAUUUUAUUAUUAUUAUAUCUCGGAGAAAGACAAGAGUUUGAUAUUAAAUAAAAAUAAUAAAAACUAAAAAAGAAUAAUAAAAACAUCAGUAUCGUACCCGGACUCGCGUAUUCGCUCAGCUAACAAACAAUAUUCGAAAAAGCCUUCCGCCGAUGCAUUAGUUCAAUUUUUUGCAGAUUAAUUUUUUUCCACUUUAUUUAAUAGUUUAAUACCUCGUUUAAUACUUAGACAAUUUUCAGACAUUUUCCAGCGCAUUAAAUGAAAUCUCCAUAAACAAAAACUAUUUGUCUCGGAGAAAAGAGAAUGCUUAAAGCGCGCGUAUCAAAACUCUGUGAAAUAAUUUUUUUUAUUGAUGCGCUUAUGUUGUGUUUUUUUUUUCGUAUUCGAUGGCAGAGCGCAGUUUCUGGCGAAGGAAAAAAAAAAUAUAUAUAUAUAUAUACACAAUAUGUACACACAUCGCGCGUAUCGCUAUAUACCGGGGGGUAAUUUCAGACUACGGAAGAUACGCACACAGAUUGUGUCCACGACGGGGAUUAAAGAAUGAUCGUACGCCGCACGCAAUUAGGCACGGACUGAAAAUAAACCGGAAUGCGAAAUCGAAUUUCAACGCGGCCGUUGGCCACCUUUCCCGCUUGCUUUUACGAGACAUUUGAUAGUUACAAUUCCCAUCGUAUUUUAUUAUUUUUUUUUUUUUUUUUAUUUUCUAUUACGAUAUAUCGCUGACUCUCCGCCGUAGCUUUGAAAGGAUAUGUUAUACACCAAACACUUCGGAUACACUUAUUAUACAAUAUACACGACAUGUAUAUGUACAAACGUAUAUAUAUAAAAAUAUAUAUAGAUAGAUAGAUAGAUAAAACAUUUACAUACGUUUAAGGAUAUGUACUAGCCUAGUGCCUAUUAUGUUCGUAUUUAUGAAAAGGAUAAAGCUCGUAUAACUCGUUCUUUCCCUGUGCGAAACAUUCAACAUUGUAAAUAUAACGGAACGACGUAAAAAUAUAUGUGAGUGUUUAAGGAGAAAAGAA
This is a messenger RNA of Cataglyphis hispanica, 10264 nucleotides long. It is a transcript of the gene Fas2, whose product is annotated as fasciclin-2. Gene Ontology annotation, molecular function: cell-cell adhesion mediator activity. NCBI's taxonomy places the organism in Eukaryota, Metazoa, Arthropoda, Insecta, Hymenoptera, Formicidae. Gene Ontology annotation, cellular component: axon; plasma membrane. The transcript has 8 exons. The coding region runs from base 272 to 2602 and encodes 776 amino acids. Gene Ontology annotation, biological process: dendrite self-avoidance; homophilic cell-cell adhesion; axon guidance. The record is from RefSeq and is a predicted model, not a curated record.